Solenopsis invicta (red fire ant) is the source of this 2169-nucleotide messenger RNA. RefSeq lists its product as uncharacterized. The record is from RefSeq and is a predicted model, not a curated record. Bases 1007 to 2095 code for a protein of 362 amino acids. The transcript is spliced from 2 exons. Lineage: Eukaryota; Metazoa; Arthropoda; Insecta; Hymenoptera; Formicidae.
CAGCAAUCAUCGGCGCGAAAAGUGUUCGGUUAUCGCGCUAUUUAACGACGCCUAAGUGCGAAGACAUCGGAUUUUUUUUCCUUCCGCUCAGGGUCGUGUUAGACUGGCCGUGUCUCGUGUGUCUCGUACAUGAAACGCACGGGCAAUAACGGGACGGCGCAAAAGGUAGUGGAAAUGAGUCAUUCGUUACUGCAUGCUCGCCACGACCCAUCGCGUAUAACUGAGUAAAUAAGUCGCAAUCGCACCGCCACCGCGCCGAGGACGACGACUGCUGUUCACGACCGUGUGAUUCGAUAUAGUAAACGUGUCGCAGAAAAACUUGCGUUUUUCUCUUUCUUCUUUCUCUAUCGGUACUCGGCCGUCAAGUUCUCGCCUCGAUGCGCUCUGCCUCCGGAUAGUUCCCUUCCAAACGCGGUACGACAAUGUUUUAAUGCAUUCGAGUCAAAGUGCCCUCCGCGCGUGCGAAGCCCGUUGUGCUUUUUGAAAUUUCGCCUCCGAACGAAUGAAGCGUCGUCGUCCAGGAGUAAAAAGUGAUCGAGAAAGUGCAAUCGACAAUUUAUUUUCGCUUUCGCGACGCGCCCGCCCGCCCGCCCGCCGUGGUCUCGCGUUAACGGAACGGGCGAGUUGUUUACGAAACGGUGCAGAUAAAGAUUUGGCGGAUACUCCCGUGCCGCGGGAACGGUGCGGCGUGUCGCCGCCGUGCGAUACAACAAACUGACGUGUUUAAUCUUUACACGGAUAAAUGACGAAACUGUUGAAAUUCCGCCGGUAUCCGCGGCAUAUACAGAUAUCCCGUGCACGUCGCGCACCCACCGCCCACACGAUACCUCUGAGCUAUUGCCGUGCGACGCGAAUGUAGUGUAGAAAGAGAGAGAGAGAGAGAGAAAGAGAGAGAGAUGAAAAUGUCGCUUGGCUAAUCGCGGGACGUGCAGCAGGGCGCAGCAGGUGUGUGCGAAAGGUGUCGCGCCUUCGACUCCCGGUUGAUCGCCGAUGUGAUGUAGUCGCGAUGUCCCUCACCUCGAGAACAAACAGAUGGGCCUCGAGAGUUAUCAUUAUAUUACAGCUGGCCACCUGGAAUGCCGUCGGCAUCGUUCUUCUUCACAGAGGCGUCAGCAACUUGCGUAGGAGAAUUCUGGAGACCAACGAUGUUGUCGAGGUAAAUCCUCCGACUGGUUUGGAGUCUAUCGAGACGAUGUCAUCUACGAGACGCGACGAAAACGAAUAUAUAUCCACCCAGCAAGGAUCGAUAAACCAGAACGUGGAAAUAAUAAUUCAGAUCGAUCCGGAUAAACCACCCCCGCGUGACGAUAAGAAUCUCUUUGGAUUAAGCGCGAUUAAGAGCGAGCGAUUGAAAGACGCGUUCGAAAUCGUUUCGACGGAACAGCGAUCCACGUUCUUCCUCGGAACGGAUCCUCUCGGAACUGUCCCGACGAUCGUUCGAGGGACGUUAAGAUCGCGGCUGAAGAAUCAUUCAACAGAAAUAAAAGAUCAACGUAUUGGCGAUCGUCCCGAGAAUAAAGAUGUAACGAGCAAGAACUCGAGGAUCACCCGGGAUAGAGAGCAUAUGCUCGAUAACGAAAUUCUUCCGAUCUCUGCAGAUGGUUCAUCAGGAUCUAGAUUCGCGGGAUUGGUUUCGCGGAAUGAAAUGAACGAAGAGGAGGAGAAGGAGGAGGAGGAAGAGGAUCUCGAUCUCGUGGAAAACGUGACGCAAGCCACAAUGCGCGAGAUGUCGACUAUCCGCGACGAUAGCGACCAAUUCACUGUCCCGACAAGCAAAAGCGAUAAGAUGAGGUUCUCCCGCUUGAACGAGAACGGCGCGACAAUGGCGAUCGCUCUAGUGGUGAUCGGUGCGAUCAUGCUGCUGACAGGGCCGAUCGUGAUCGUGCUGCGGAUUUUGGACGAGAGAAGACGAGCGAGGAAGGUCGCCUUGCCGGUAAGGGCACGAGAGGACCUGCCGCCGACGUACGAGCAGGCCGUUCUCAUGGACGAGGCACCGAGAUAUUCGACCCUCACUCUGAACUACGAUCGCACGCCGCCGUCCUCGCCAACUCCUCUCUCGUCCACCUAUACCUUUUCGAACGUCGCCGUCGCGUAGUCGUGUAUCCUGUCUGCCAAUUUAUUUGUUGCCUUUUUAAAUAAUAAAAAAAGACUUAUUAUUAAGAAUUAUUA